GGAAGGGACGCGCGAAAAAUCACAAGUAUCGAUGUACCUAUGCGGCUCAGUCGACAAACGCACUUGUGUCAGCUAUGUUUUUCGAUUAAGUCAUAAUAGCAGUAAUUUUCAUCAUUAUUGACAUUAAUAGCAUGAAAUUAUGUUAACCGAUCGCAACCCAAAUAACAGUGUUGAACAAAUUUCAUAUCAUUAGAAGUGAACGCGCGUUGUAAACCAGGUAAUACCUCACGACAAAACGCAAUGGGAUACUGGCUCUGACGAAAAAAAAAACAGAUUUAAAAAAGAAGAUCGUCAACUUAAUUCAUCAUGACGGUUAGCUACCAAUCGAAAGUAGCAUCUUCGAGUCACGCGGGAUUCACGAAGUUACUGUUCCUGUGGAGAGGCAGUUUGUACCAAGUCCUCUACAGAGAAUUAAUUAUAUUCAUGAUAGCAUUCGGUACCCUCAGCGCCAUUUAUCGCAAUGUUUUCAACGAACGACAAAAAGAGGAUUUUGAAAGAAUGGUCUCGUACUGCGACGCCUUCAUUACUCAACUGCCACUGUCGUUCAUUUUAGGGUUUUAUGUUACCUACGUGGCGAAAAGAUGGUGGAAACAAUAUUUGGCGAUACCAUGGCCCGACAAAGCAAUGCACAUCAUAUCAUUAUAUAUUGAUGGCAAUGACGAACAAGGGCGGUUGAUACGAAGGUCUCUAAUGAGAUACCUGAUACUAACCCUAAUAAUGGUGUUACGUUCCAUCAGUUCAUCGGUUAAAAAGCGUUUCCCCACCCUGGAUCAUGUCGUUGAAUCGGGUUUCAUGACCGAAGAUGAAAUGGAAAUAUUCCAGUCGCUUCCACACAUAGAGUUCAACACCUAUUGGAUACCUUGUACAUGGUUCACGCAUUUACUGAAAGAAGCGAGAAAAGCUAACAGAAUUGACGACCCACAAGGAAUGAAACUUAUAAUGGAGGAAUUCAAUGAUUUUAGAUCAAAAUGCGGUCUUCUAUGGAGCUAUGAUUGGAUUAGUAUACCAUUGGCCUACACUCAGGUCGUCACAAUAGCAACAUAUUCUUUUUACUUGGCCGCAAUAGUGGGAAGACAAUAUGUGAAAGGGUCCGACAGUCAAUUACAAACCGAAUUAGACGUUUAUGUUCCCGUUUUUACUAUAGUUGAGCUUUUGUUUUUCUUGGGAUUAUUAAAAGUGGCUGAACAACUAAUUAAUCCAUUUGGUGAUGACGAGGAAGAUUUCGAAUUAAAUUGGAUUAUUGAUAGACAUACAAAGGUUGCGUUCUUGGCAGUUGACUUUCUUACUAGACUAACCCCGCCAUUAGUCAAGGACAUUUAUUUUGAUGAAUUUGACUUAACUUUGCCAUAUACUAGUGCAUCUGCUCCUUAUAAAAUAAAAACGCAUAGAGGAUCAGUUCAUGACAUGGCGGUACCUGAAGAUCAGCAGAUGAUGUAUUUACCUGAAAUAAUGGAAGAAGACAAAGACCCAGACCAAUUAAGAAGUCGAGGACCAUCUAUUAGGUCAAAUAAAAGUGAUAGCAAAUUCAAUUUACAAAACGAAAAAACUAAUGAAGCUUUUGAUAUAAUGCAUGUACAGCCAAGACGUCAUUCGAGUAUCAAAGGACUAAACGGAGUUUAUGUAAACAGGGACUCGUUCACCAACCGAUCGAAGAGGACAUUUCGACCAUUAAUCAAACGCAAAAGCUGUGACGCUAACACUGGUUACAAUCAACCCGUGAUACUCAUGUCCGUAACGCGAAGACUAAGUAGCACUAAUUCAGUGAAAUGGAAUUCGUUCAAGUCGAAGACUACAACAAUCGAAGACGGUCGUACGGAUUCCAUCGACCCUUUGUCUUAUACUCUAACGUUACCUACUCCAAAUGACCAACAGCAAAUUAAAAGACAACGACUACCCUCAUCCGUCACAACUACAGUCAUUGAAAAAGCCGUAAAUGUGGAUGUCGCUCGAUUAGAUCCGUCUAAUUCCCAGAUAGGUAAUGAAGGAUAUGAUAAUGCUGCGUUAAAUCGCGACGAACAACUAUGACGCGUCUAAGUCAGUUACACAAAACAUCUAAUAAAAUAAAAAUUGUUUGUAUGUUUAACACAUUUAAUUGAAACUGCUUUAAAUAAUGUACAUAUGUAUGUACUUGUAAAAAAUUGUAAAUAAGUGUUAUAAAUUAUACUUGUUAGUUAACAAUAAUUAUAGCUUAACAUUUAACAACUAGAAAUUUUGAUAUAAUACUUCUUAAAAAUAAGAUACUUUUUUACUUUAUAAGGAAGAAACAUGUUUUGUACGAAUACUUUGAAAUGUGAUUUUGUAAUUUACCUAAGUUGUUAUUAGAUUUACAGUGACAGGUUAAUAAAAUGACAAUUUAAAAUAUAUUUUUACUAUUUAAAAAUAUUAGUUUAAGUUAAAACACUAUUUAUCCUAAAGUCGAUCUAUGGUUUGGUUAAAUUAAGCAUUUUGUGCACUUAAAUUUUAUUAGUGAUAGGAAAUAUCGAAUAGUAACUAUCAAACUAUUCAAUAG
Daktulosphaira vitifoliae (grape phylloxera) is the source of this 2509-nucleotide messenger RNA. RefSeq names its product bestrophin-4-like. The record is from RefSeq and is a predicted model, not a curated record. The coding region runs from base 307 to 2025 and encodes 572 amino acids. The transcript has 10 exons. Gene Ontology annotation, molecular function: chloride channel activity. NCBI's taxonomy places the organism in Eukaryota, Metazoa, Arthropoda, Insecta, Hemiptera, Phylloxeridae.